Molecule: messenger RNA, 1710 nt
Organism: Phytomonas sp. EM1
Lineage: Eukaryota; Euglenozoa; Kinetoplastea; Trypanosomatida; Trypanosomatidae
Source: the annotation of a GenBank genome assembly
AUGUUCUUUCUAUACUCCACCCCAGAGUACCCUAGAAAACCAAUUGAAUAUAUCUUCAAGGUCAUUUAUCAACUGACAACGUGUUUCCACAUAAUUAGCCUUGUUAUUCUCUCCGUCGAUUUUCACACGCGCCUUGCGGAGUCACUGCCGGACUACUUCAGUCGUUCGACGAUAUCGGCUCAUCCUAGCAUAUCCAUGGUCAUGCAAAACUGCACUUAUCGUGGGAUGCUUAGAGUUGGAUUUGCUCAAGGGGUAACUGAGGUGGCCCUGGACGGUGUUACUGUUGGUCUUGUCGAUGCAGCGAAGAAUGUGAGCAUCAUUUGUUUUCUUGAACUUCUUCAUGUUAUCAACAAUUUAAUUUCUUCGGUCAAUUAUGCCAUUUGCAGACGCCAUUUGCGUGUGUUUGGUGUACACGUUCCUUUUUAUCAUAUUUUAGUAGUCCUUUCGUUUAUUUACUCCAUCGCAAUUAUCGCACUUGUAUGCCUUUGUGAUCGUGAGAUGGUCUUCUACCGGGAUGCCAUCAACUUUUGCGCGGAUAAGGCCCAUGAAAAAAAUGCAACAGAGCUUUUGGUUGCUGAAUACGACAAGUACAAUAUCCUGACGACGCCAAUUUUUUGGCCCCUCGUAGCUUGCUGUUUCAGUCUAUUAGUUUCUUUUGUAGCAUUGGCUAUCCUGAUCGAUUCCUCUUCUGAUAAGGCUACUUUGCUGCACUCCCAGGCGAACGCACCGUGGGAGUCACGUACGCCUUUUUGCACCACGAAAAAGUCCGUGCUUCGCCUGCAUACGGCACAGCGUAAGGCUAUUUUGAAAGAUGCCCGAACUGCGAUGCAGGAUGGACUUAAAGUCCGUAUUGUGCGCUCCUAUCAACUUAUGUCUGAAGAUGACUUCAAGGCACUGGUGCAGGCGAUGCGGGAUCAGGUAGCCCGUGCCAUGAAACAGAAGCAGUUCGAAAACCUGAAGGAACACUUUGGGGACCACGAGUCACAGAUCGAGAGCACUGGCCUCUUAUGGCGACAAAACCCCAACUGGUCUCCACCAUUAUCCCCGAGCAACACCGAACAGGCUAAUUACUUUGAUGACGUAGAAUAUUUAGCCGAUAAUAGCAAUGCUGACCAUUUUAGUGGCCUGCCGUCUAAAGGACCGGAUGCUUACGAUAGUCAUAACCGCACUCGCGUUAGGCAUUCGCACAGUGCGGACUCACUUUCUGCGUCGGAGGAUUACAAAAUGCACUUGAAUCCCUAUGAUGAAGUCAAAAAUAAAUAUCACAACACAACAGCGGUAGCAGUGGACGCGAAUGACAGCGUUGGGGGGCCUUAUGAGUUACCACAAACAUAUGCGGCCGACGGACAUCCGUACAGGAUGUCAUUACCGCCUGAAUACAGUCCUCACUCGCACAGUUAUCCUUCUCACCACCACCAUGAUCUUACCACCAAUGAUGUGACAGAAGGAGAUUCCAAGGACUGGCCGGCCUCGCGCAACCCGAUUCAUCAUGACAUUGCAGUCCCUACUGAUAACGUUGAUAGGGGCAGUGGCUUGCGCAAUCGACAUCCACAUGGGCCUGUACCCUUUUUGGGAACUAACCCCACCGAUGGAAACGAUCGCCAAGUCCAACCGAGAAGGAGACCGACCAAACAGGCAGAGAUUGAGGAUGAGAUUACACCUGCAGACGAAUUUUCUGACAGUUCGGACAGAUUAUUUGGCAAAAGGUGA